Messenger RNA from Rodentolepis nana, 951 nucleotides. The record is from the annotation of a GenBank genome assembly. Lineage: Eukaryota; Metazoa; Platyhelminthes; Cestoda; Cyclophyllidea; Hymenolepididae.
AUGUCUGGAUUUUUAUUUUCCUGUGUUUUAGUAUAUGUUAUAUACAAGCUAACUGGUCUACUUUGGAGGUUUUUAAUGUACACGGAUCCUGUUAUAAAGUCUCUCUCUAAGCGAAAAGAUCUGAGGGAGGCUGGUGAGUGGGCAAUCGUUACGGGUUCAACUGACGGCAUUGGAAAAGCAUUUGCCGAAGAACUUGCUAGUGAUGGGUUAAAUAUAUUCCUCAUUAGCCGCAAUGCUGAAAAACUUAAUCGUGUCGCUCAGGAUAUCCAACGUGUUUAUAACGUUCAAACUAAGGUAUUUGUAGCUGAUUUCACACAGCAUGACUUUUAUGAAGCCCUCAAAUGUGAAAUCGAAUCCCUUUCCUCGGUUGCUUGUCUUGUAAAUAAUGUCGGAAUGAUUCAAGUUUGCGCUGCCCCUACCGUCAAUUGCGAAUAUUUGAACAUCGAAUUUAUCCUACAAAUGAUUGCUUGUAAUAUCACUUCCAACGCUUGUAUGACUCGUAUUACUAUGCCAAAGAUGUUGCAAAAUGCUAAUCCUAGUCAUCCUCCAUGUAUAAUUAAUAUGUCAUCUGUUUCGGCCAUCUACCCACGUCCUUACAAAUCUCUCUAUGCAGGUUGUAAAUCGUUUGUUCAAAACUUCUCAAAAUCUGUUGGUGCAGAGUCGCGUGGCCUUCUUAAGACUCAGAUUCGAUUUCUCACUCUCACUCCUGGUUUUGUUUGGACUCCAAGUAGAGGCGAAAAGAAGUUGAAUUACUUCAAACCAACUCCUGAAGUUUUUGCCAACUCUGCGUUAAAUAUGAUCGGUGUUUCAUCCGAAUGCUGUGGUUUUAUGCCCCAUGAAUUGAUGGUAUUUGGACUUGGAAUUCUUCCCGGAUUUCUUCGGGACUUCAUAAUCGGCCGAUUUGAAAUGUACCGACAAAACAAAUUUCUAGCUCGUGCCAAGGCAGAUUAA